AUGUCAUUUGAUAUCAAUUGGUCGGAACUUGUUUCAGAUGAUUCGUUGAAUGAAGCAAUCAAAGAAUUUCUUGAUAAUCAGUUUCAGAGUAUAUCGCUUCCGUCGUUCAUUGACAAUUUGUCGGUGACUGAUUUCAGUCUUGGAAACUCACCACCAGAAGUGACUAUUCGUCACAUAGGAGACCCAUUCGAUGAGUUUUAUGAAGAUGAGGGGGAUGACGAUGAAAGGGAAAGAAAAAACGUUUAUACGCAGCAAGGUGUUCCGGGAGAUAGUAAUUCCAGUGAUGAGGAAGACGAUGAAUACGACGGAGAUAGAAGUAACGAUUUGUCAAUAAUAACAGAAGACCCGAAUAUACAUGCCUUCAGUAAUGAUUCUGGUCGAUCUAGACUUGCAAGUCCUCCGCCAGCUCCACCCACGGACCUCAAGAGAUCUCGUACUGCGCUGGAUCCGUUCUCGUUGAUUAUGGGGAAUAAUAAUUUAAACUAUAUGCAUAAUUAUAAUAUGAACUAUGUUGGGCUUGGGAACCUCAAUGCCACUGGAACUCACACAGGCACUGAUACCCCAACUAAUAUACUUAAUCAAAACCCGUAUGCCACCCUUAAAAGUAAUCCCACGUCGUAUUACAAGAAUAAAGAGCUGUCUAAAUUUUCGGGUAGCGAUGCCUACAAAAGUGGCUUAAGAAUGACAUCGAAAGAGCCUUGCUCUUCAAGAAGUGAGAAUGAUAUUCAAUUAAUUGCCGAAGUUAAAUAUAAUGGUGAUAUGCAUUUGGAGCUUACGGUAAACUUAUUAGUUAAUUACCCGUCCCCUAACUUCAUAUCAUUACCCAUUAAACUACACGUAACAGAUCUAGUGAUACAUUCGAUAAUAACCAUCGCAUAUUUGAAAAGCUCAGUUUACAUAUCAUUUCUUUGUGAUGUCAAUGAUAUAAAUUCGGACUACUUCACGUCAAGCAGUCAAAACCCCACAACGCCAGACAAUAUAAAUGGGUCCAUCAAUGCUGGGGGUAACUUUGUAGACUAUAUUUCGGGGCCGAUAAACAGAGAAAGAAUUGAUAUUAUUAAAAAAGUAAAAAUCGAAUCCGAAAUAGGUGAAGCUGAACAGAAUGCUUUGCGUAAUGUCGGUAAAGUGGAAAGGUUUCUAGUUGAACAAUUACGAAAUAUAAUAAGAGAUGAAUUUGCAUGGCCCAGCUGGAUCUGUUUCGACUUGAAUGACGUUGAAGAUGAUGAAAGUGAUGAUCAAGAACAAAGAGAUGAUCAAGAGGAAACUUAA
Debaryomyces fabryi is the source of this 1269-nucleotide messenger RNA. Its product is annotated as ERMES complex subunit. The transcript has a single exon. NCBI's taxonomy places the organism in Eukaryota, Fungi, Ascomycota, Pichiomycetes, Serinales, Debaryomycetaceae. Gene Ontology annotation, molecular function: lipid binding. Gene Ontology annotation, biological process: phospholipid transport; mitochondrion organization. The record is from RefSeq and is a predicted model, not a curated record. Gene Ontology annotation, cellular component: ERMES complex. The coding region runs from base 1 to 1269 and encodes 422 amino acids.